AUGCCAUGUGAGGGCUGCAUGGAGUGGGACAAUGUGAGCACUGGCACAACCAUGGAGUUCCUCCUGCUCGGCUUCUCCGAGCUGCUCCAUCUGCGGGUCCUGCUCUUCCUUACCUUUCUCACUGUCCAUUUGGUCACACUGGCAGGGAAUAUGAUGAUCUUCAUGGCGGUGGUGAUGGAGCCCUCAUGUUCCCCCAUGCUUUUCUUCCUCAGCCAACUCUCUGCCAUGGAGCUCUGCUAAAUUUUAGUCAUCAUCCUCAAGGCACUGCUCAACCUGGCGGCGGGUGGCAGCGCCAUCUCCGCGCUGGGCUGUGCCGCACAGAUGCAGUUGUUCGUGGCCCUCAGCGGGGCUGACUGCUUCCUGCUGGCAGCCAUGUUCUACAACUGCUACGUGACCAUGUGCCAGCCCCUGCACUACACAGCCCUGGUGGGCGAGGGGCUGUGCCUCCGCCUGGCUCUGGCCUGCGCCCUGGGAGGCUUCGCCCUGGGCUUGACGGUGGCUGUGUUCCGCCUGCCUUUCUGUCAGCCCCGCUGAAUCGAGCACUUCUUCUGCAAUGUGCCUGCCGUGCUGCGCCUGGCCUGCAUGCAGGGAUACACCGCCAAGCUGCCCAUGCUGGCGGCCUGUGUGCUCCUGCUGCUGCUCCCCUUCCUGCUAAUCCUGGCCUCAUACCUCUGCAUUGCUGUGGCUUUGUUAGGCGUCACCUCCCCUGUGGGAAGGGGCAAGGCCUUUUCCACCUGCUUUUCACACCUAGCCGUCAUCUUACUGCACUAUGGCUGCGCCACCUUCAUCUACAUUCGUCCCAAGUCCACUUACUCACCAGCUCGGGACAAGGUGGUGUCUCUGGUCUACACCAACAUUACUCCUUUAAUGUAUCCUCUCAUUUAUAGCCUGAGGAAAAAGGAAAUCAGAGAGAUCCUCAAGAAAAUGCUGAGGAGGAAGAAAAUAGGCCAUAGAGACCCUAUGAUUCAGAACCCACCUUUUACGCAGAAAAUAGUUGAGAAAAAAUUAAAAUGUUUGCUUCUGUUCCUCUGUCUAAUCCAAAGGAAUUUCAGCACCCCAGCUGCCCUCAACUCUCUUGCUGGGCAGAUUGAGAGAGCAGAGUGGUAUUUGUUUUCUCUGGGCUACAAUCAUUAA
Messenger RNA from Passer montanus (Eurasian tree sparrow), 1134 nucleotides. Its product is annotated as olfactory receptor 10AC1-like. Gene Ontology annotation, molecular function: G protein-coupled receptor activity; olfactory receptor activity. The record is from RefSeq and is a predicted model, not a curated record. Lineage: Eukaryota; Metazoa; Chordata; Aves; Passeriformes; Passeridae. Gene Ontology annotation, cellular component: membrane. Gene Ontology annotation, biological process: G protein-coupled receptor signaling pathway. The transcript is spliced from 2 exons.